GGCCCUGGGAGAGUCCGUGUUGGGUCACUUUCCUUCCUUUGGAGACUCUGGUCACAGCUUGUUGCCCACGGCCGCCGGCGAAAUUUGGUGGCAGCCCCCGAAGUGCGCUACGGUCCCCCCGAGCAGCAGCGGGUCCAUGGAGAAGGGCCCGGUGGCGGCCAAACCGCGGGGCGCCAGGUGCAGCAAUGGGGUUCCCGAGGGCCAGCCGCAGCGGCCGGAGCGGAGCCGAUCGGCGGAAAAGCCGCCGCGGCGGGAGACCAAGAGUCCUCAGCCGGUGGAAGGCUGGUCGGGCGAGCGGCCCCGCAUAGAGGUGGUUAAUGAUAUUAACUUCCCGGACCUGGUGACCGCCUACUCGUCCAUCCUGAGGUCUCUGGGCGAGGACCCCCAGCGGCAGGGGCUGCUCAAGACGCCCUGGAGGGCGGCCUCGGCCAUGCAGUUCUUCACCAAGGGCUACCAGGAGACCAUCUCGGAUGUCCUAAAUGAUGCUAUAUUUGAUGAAGAUCAUGAUGAGAUGGUGAUAGUGAAGGACAUAGAUAUGUUUUCCAUGUGUGAGCAUCAUCUAGUUCCAUUUACUGGAAAGGUCCAUAUUGGUUAUCUUCCCAACAAGCAAGUCCUUGGCCUCAGCAAACUUGCAAGGAUCGUAGAAAUCUAUAGUAGAAGAUUACAAGUCCAAGAGCGCCUUACAAAACAAAUUGCCGUAGCAAUCACAGAAGCUUUGCGACCUGCUGGCGUCGGAGUAGUGAUUGAAGCAACACACAUGUGUAUGGUCAUGCGAGGGGUACAGAAGAUGAACAGCAAGACUGUGACCAGCACGAUGUUAGGUGUGUUCCGGGAAGAUCCAAAGACUCGGGAGGAGUUUCUGACUCUCAUUAGGAGCUGAGGCUCCGUGCACGCCACAUGAUUUGCUGCAGAUCUUGCCACAAGUAGCAUUGUAUGUCUCAUCUUAAUUGUUUGUACAUUCUCUUUUCAAUUGUUACAGAUGUGAACAUUAUUCCUUGUCAUUAAUUGUGUUUAAUAAUUAUUUAUAGCAAGUCAAAUAAAUAUAAUUAAUAAAGGGGUGAGCCCUCUACUUUCUCCUUGCCACCUUUUAGUGGCAUCAUUUAAGCAAACUGCCGAGCGUGUAAGUUAUAUGCACAAAACCACUGCCAUCAGAUGACCCGAGGAUGCUGGGAAGGGGGAAGAAUUCAUUUAUUUUCUUCAAUAAUAUGGUCAGUUGAUUCAUAAGCAUAGGAGUAUAGGGAAUGGGAGAAAACUAUGACCAAUAUACUGUUGUUUUCCUCUCUGAAAUGAUGUCGUGCUUAAAAUAAUUUAUGUACAGUGUGUAGCAUUGUUCUGCAAAUUCAAAGUCCAACUGGCUCUACUUUAAUCAUGUUUAUUAAACCACCAGUGAUGCUUUAUUUUUUUUAUAUAUUUACAUUUUAACUAUCCAGUUGUGAUGUUAGUCACCAAGGGAAGGUGGUGAAACAUCUAUGUUUUUGAUUUUAUUGUGAGUUAAAAAGGCACAUUUCUACCUUCUAUUCUUUUUUUUUAAAUUCAAGUACAGGAAAGUAGUUCCUGGAGUUGUUUACGAGUGUAUUCUCAUGUCAUCAUAUAGGGAUUUAGACAUUUAACUCUCUGUGCCUUGAUGAGACUAUCACACCAUUUAGAGUGUAGGUAGCUUUGCCUUUUUUAAAAAGCCAUUAUUUUAUGAGACUUAGUGCUGACACUGCAAAUGAUAAGUCCUCACAGUUUUACCUUUAGAAAUUUCUUGGGAGCUUCCUUUGUGUGUCCACUUAGAUGUCUCAAAACUUAAAACAACAACAACAAGCUUAUCAUCACUUAAGUGUUCCCAGAAACUUUUGAGAGGGUCCAUCAUUUUUAGGUCUGCAGAACCUCAGCUUCUGUGCUCAUGAAAGAAUGCAGAAUGAACCAAUUGUGGGCUGCAUUAUAAGCUACAUCCAAUUUCUAGUGAAAGCUGUAUUGUUGAUGUCUAGGAAAAUUCAUUGUAAUUUUCUAGACUCACUGGAAAAAUACAGAAGUCCCCAUUCCCCUUCCCUUAUGGUUGACAUGGUUCUUGUCUUCAGUCUAGCUAUUGAAAUGGCAUAGGUCUUUUUAGUCCAGGAAGUUGUUGCCUUCUUAAUGAUUAUCUUAAAAUUUCUUCCACCAGGGCAAUGUGGGCCAAAUUAAAACAAAUGAAAAAUCUCAACACUCCCACGAAAACACAAACACAGAAAUUCCAUGGAGAAGUUUCUUAUUUGGUUGACAUAGUGCUCUUCGCAUUACCCUAUUACCUUCAGAAGAAUUAACGACAACACUUACUUUAAGCUUGGUAGCCCCGUGUCUGCUGCUUUCGUGCUGUUUGGUUUACAAUGGGGCAAAAUGGAGGAGGUAAUUUAAAAAAAUUACUCCCCCACUUCUGUUUUUAUAUUCGGAGUUUCUAAAGCACAGUGGUGGCUGAUUGGAGGUCCCUUUUUCAACUCCAACCUGAUGUAAACAUUAUCCUGCAUAAUAUUUAGACAGAGGAAGAAUUAAGCAUUCAACUCAUGUAUUUAAAGUAAUACAGGUGUGUGACUUGAAGGACCAAAGAAAUUGUUAGCUAUAAAUUUAUCUUUCUGAGAUCAAUCUUAUUCUUUUUUAAUGACUCAUGCUCUAACAUUCCCUAUAAGUAGUCUCAUAAAGGUCUAAUGUAUCCACAGGCUGUUGUCUUAAAUGCACAGUAAUGACCGUGUCUGUUUCAUUCUGGUCUGUAGUACUUCAGAAUUACUUUUUCACAUUCAUGGCCUUGAGUCCAUUUGGGGCAUUUUUAAGAAUUUGAUGCAUUUAAAUACAAUGUUCAAUUAUUCCUCUGAAUUUUAUGUAUGUAUGUGUGUGUAUAUUCUAAAGUUGGUUCUAUUUAAAUUAUUAAAGUAUUAUAAUUUUGUU
Talpa occidentalis (Iberian mole) is the source of this 2901-nucleotide messenger RNA. It is a transcript of the gene GCH1, whose product is annotated as GTP cyclohydrolase 1. Bases 137 to 880 code for a protein of 247 amino acids. The record is from RefSeq and is a predicted model, not a curated record. Gene Ontology annotation, molecular function: zinc ion binding; GTP binding; GTP cyclohydrolase I activity. Gene Ontology annotation, biological process: tetrahydrofolate biosynthetic process; tetrahydrobiopterin biosynthetic process. Lineage: Eukaryota; Metazoa; Chordata; Mammalia; Eulipotyphla; Talpidae. The transcript has 6 exons. Gene Ontology annotation, cellular component: cytoplasm.